GCGGUCGCCAUGGAGACGGAGUCGCGGUGAGCGGCGCGCCGGGUGUGUGGGGGCGCCGGGACGGCACUGCGGCUGGGGUGAGGCCCGGCGGGAAGGGGGGGCGGCAGUAAGGCACAGCCCAGCGCGGAGCGAGGCCUGGCAGGGCCGGGAGAACGUUCUCUAAGGAGAAUAACUGCCUGUCACAGCCGAUCAACAAACGCUCCCUAAACCUUGGUUCUGACAGUAGGGGUGGGCAGGGUUUUGUAAGGCGCCGACUAUUCUGCUUGCUCAAGAGGCAUUUCGUGGUAAAAGGGAGGCUAGCUCUGGUUCACGGCCCAGCUGCUGCCUCUGCGGCAAUUCGGAAUCUCUUUUUGCCGCCACGUUUGUGAAACUGAGCUGAAAGAAACGCAGCAUCCCCAGCAAGAACACAGACACUAAAGAAAUGGAGAAACUCACUCAGCUGGAAGCUCUGCUGCUUACUGCUGUGCUGGAGAAUUGCGUUGAUCAGCUCGCAAUCCUUGGGUACAUCAUGCCAGUCUCACAUGAGGGCAAGACAGACAUCAGCCACAUCAACAGCCAGAAAACGAAAGAAAUCACAGGUACCCAGAAUGUGCUGGACAUUAAGUAUCAAGAGCUUACCUCUGCAAGGCAAGGGAGUGGGGAAACUGUUACCUCAAAGUCUCUGAAAAGCACUGAACAUAAGCAGCAGCUGGGGAACCCCGAGGAUCCAAAAAGAGCCCAUCAUCUUUCCAAAAGGGCCACGAAACCCAGUGCUCUGUCUGCAGAUUAUCUCAGAAAAAUUCAGGCUGACAGGCAGUAUACGAGUGAUGUAAUUACAGCCACUAUGAAGAAGAUGGAGGAAUCAGGAACAUUUGAUAGCCUAAUAGAAGCUAAUGGGAAAGAGAAAGCGAAGAAUAGCAACUUGAAUGAUAUCCUCAUCAGGGAAGAGGAAGGAAAGAAGGAGAUAAAGUCACUCCAGAAACAGCUGCAAGAUGUCAAGAAAGAAACUGAAAUAGAACUUCAGAACCGAGAUAAUGUAAUUCUCUACCUCAAAAAUGAGCUUCAAGGGAUGGAAGCCAAAGCAGCCAUGGAGCAGCGCUACAUGAAGAAAAGCGCAGACCUUCAGGUGCACCAAGCCCAGAAGAAGUGCAGCAAUGCAGAGAACAGACUGAACAAGGAAAUUGAGGAUUUGAAGAGGAAAACUGAUGAGGAGAUCCGGGUGCACAUGGAGAUUGAAAAUUUCCUCAGGCAUUACUACAAGAAGGUGGAAGAGAAGCUGGAAUACUGGGCGGACAAGCAUGAAAACGACACGGAUGCUAAAGAUAAAGAAAUCAACGCCCUCAAAGAAUCAAGGGCAGAGAACUUGGAAAUGCUGCAGAGAUUUGCCAGUGAGUGCCGGACAUUCGAGGAAACCAUCAUCGCUGACCGGGCACAAAAAGAGGCAGAAAGACGAAAACGAGAGCAGGAUGCCAUGGAGCUGAAGAGCAUCCUGAAGCUGCAGGCCUGGUGGAGAGGCACAAUGGUCCGCAGAAACCUCGGCCCCUACCAGAACCUCCGGAAGGCUCAAGAGAAGCAGCUGUUAAAUCAGAAAAGCAAAAAGGAAAAACCUGCAGCAAAGAAAAAGACACGCUAAGAGACAUGGCCACAGAUGUACUCCAGGGCCGCUGCUGGGUAAGGCACUGCUGUCUGUGUUCAGCAGCACAAAAUAAACCAUGGAACAGAACUCA
Gallus gallus (chicken) is the source of this 1706-nucleotide messenger RNA. RefSeq names its product IQ motif containing G (gene IQCG). The transcript has 10 exons. The record is from RefSeq and is a predicted model, not a curated record. Gene Ontology annotation, cellular component: sperm flagellum; cytoplasm. Gene Ontology annotation, biological process: cilium organization; sperm axoneme assembly. Bases 422 to 1612 code for a protein of 396 amino acids. Lineage: Eukaryota; Metazoa; Chordata; Aves; Galliformes; Phasianidae. Gene Ontology annotation, molecular function: protein binding.